GGGCUGAUUCUAAUUUCUGCCGGUUAUUAAAUUAACUACCCUUGUAAUCUUUUUCCCAGUGAAACCGUUGUGUCACAGCCUGUUGCUAGCUGUCAUAAUCCUCCUCCAUGUGACCCACCACCUCCCUCCUCCUUCCCACCAAAACCAGAAGAAACCCUCUACAUUUCUACACGUAAUUGCAGAAUUUUGAUUGUAGGUAUAUAUAUGUGUACUUCUUCCUUCAUUGCUACGUUCAUCGUGAAUCGUGAUCUGAUCGUUCAGCUUGCUGAAUUUUGGAUCUAGUUUCGUGGAAUUUUGGUUUUGUAAGUUUCUAUAUAUAUGGCACAAUUGCCGCCAAAAGUGCCAACAAUGGCGCAAAAUUGGCCGUCGUUUGCGUACCAGAUGAUGUCGGUGCCGUCUUCCGCAGCUCAGCCACCGAAUUGGGUGGACGAAUUCCUUGAUUUCUCGGCAGCGAGGAGGAACUCACAUCGGAGAUCUGUCAGCGAUCCAAUAGCUUUCAUUGAGUCGCCGUUCAUCGAGGAGUGUCGUAAUUCCAAUGGAAUUAAUAAUUCCUUGAUGCCUUGCUCUAACAACAAUGGGUUUGAACGUUUGGACGAUGAGCAGUUUAGCUCCAUGUUUCCCGACGAAGACGUCGCAGCGAAUCUACCGUCGACGAGGUCGACGUCAUCUAAUCCGUCUACGCCAUCGGAUCAAAACAGUGAUAAGGACGACGCGAAACCAACUCCGCCACCGGAGCAAUUACAACAACAUCACCACCAGCCGAAGAAUGAACCUGAAGAGGUGGAAGACGGCGGCGAUUGCCAACCUGAGACAGAAUCCGGUAAACCUUGCUUUAAUUUCUCUAGCGAGGGCACCACCAUUGUUGAUCCAAAGAGGGUGAAAAGGAUUCUAGCAAAUCGUCAGUCUGCUCAGAGAUCAAGAGUGAGAAAGUUGCAGUACAUUUCUGAACUCGAACGCAGCGUCACCACAUUACAGACGGAAGUAUCGACAUUAUCACCACGAGUUGCGUUUUUGGAUCAUCAGAGAUUGGUUUUGAACGUGGAUAACAGCGCACUUAAGCAAAGAAUAGCAGCUUUAGCACAAGACAAGAUUUUCAAAGAUGCUCACCAAGAAGCAUUGAAGAAGGAGAUAGAGAGGUUAAGGAGAGUGCAUCACGAACAGAACAUGCAGAAGGCGGAGGAAGUGGAGGAGGAGGUGAACGGAGCCACCAUUGGCGAGAACGACGGUGGCUCCGCCGCCGAAACUGGAGUGGUACGGAGGCCGGAGGGAGGAGGUAGAAUCUGCUAAAUUGCGCCCCCAUGCAUGCACGUGGUGUGUUUCCUUGCUUUUGGUGGUGGUGUGAGUGGUCCCAUGAUUCGCAUGUGACUUUUUUUAAUUUAACAUGGCUUCUUCAGCACUUCAUUUUUCCUUUCCCUUUUUUUUCCUAUUCUAAAUUUAAUUUAUUUUUCUAUUUAUUUUUUAAGAUUCUUUUACCCAAAAUUAGGGUGUGGGGUGUUUGGAUAGAAGGUGGAGGUUACUUUUGUAAUUUAGUAAUUGAUGUGAUUAUUUGUAAUUUUUCUCUUUAACUAUUUUUGUCUUAGUUGGGCCCAAAUGGGCCGUUAAUGCUAUCAAAAGUCUGAUUUAAGGUUGUAA
Messenger RNA from Lactuca sativa (garden lettuce), 1632 nucleotides. Its product is annotated as basic leucine zipper 34. Gene Ontology annotation, cellular component: nucleus. Lineage: Eukaryota; Viridiplantae; Streptophyta; Magnoliopsida; Asterales; Asteraceae. The record is from RefSeq and is a predicted model, not a curated record. Gene Ontology annotation, biological process: positive regulation of DNA-templated transcription. Gene Ontology annotation, molecular function: DNA binding; DNA-binding transcription factor activity.